Harpegnathos saltator (Jerdon's jumping ant) is the source of this 1654-nucleotide messenger RNA. RefSeq lists its product as uncharacterized. The record is from RefSeq and is a predicted model, not a curated record. Lineage: Eukaryota; Metazoa; Arthropoda; Insecta; Hymenoptera; Formicidae. Gene Ontology annotation, molecular function: sequence-specific DNA binding. The transcript has 4 exons. Bases 398 to 1504 code for a protein of 368 amino acids.
AUGUCGUGACAUAAUAUUAAUUCCGGUAUUCUUAUUAUGUCGGGACAUAAUAAUAAUUCCGAAUUUCCAUUAUGUACAUAAUUUUAAUUCUAAUGCUAAAGAUCUGUGUUUCUAUAGGUUGGCAAUACUACAAGUACGUAUGUUAAGCUCGCUACGUAGGUGACGCCAUAGUGCAUGUUAUCUCUAGAGACCCUAAAUAUAAGAGACUAGUCAACGUUCUAGUUCUAAUUCUAGUUGGAUGAAAAAUGGCGGACGCAGGCUGCAUUCCAGUUAACGCUCGCAAUGGUCGCAGCGUUACUAACCAAACGACGAGCGAUGCGUAACAUAUCGCGAUGCGUAACGUAUAUAAAUAUUAUUGUAGUAAUUAUAAAUAAGUAAUAUGUAAUAUAUAGAGAUAAUGACGGGUUGUAGCAUAUUGGGGUGUAAAAACAGAACCGAAGGCGGAUUUAUGUUAAUUGGUUUUCCAACAGAUCCGCAAAGAAAAAUGUUAUGGUUACAGUCCAUUGGAAGAGAAAAGUGGCAACCAAAUAAGUCAUGUAUUUGUAAAAUCCAUUUUGCUUCAAAUAUGUGGGAGAAACCUCGACAAGAUAGUACAAAAAAAUUGAGAAGAGAUGCCAUACCAACUAUUUUUCCUAUUUAUGAAAAACAGUUACCUGAAACAACUAAUAUAUUUCUCGAUGAACAUGAAUUACAAGUACAGAAAUUACGAACCACUGAAGGCGACAAUGAACACAUUGAAAAAUCCAUAAGCAUUGAUACAGAUAACAGUCAAUUUGAAGAUAAUUCUGUAUUGUUUUCUGGCAGUUUUCAAUCAUAUGAUCAACUGAAUGAUUCAGCAACAUCAUUAUGUAAUACAACAGCGUUUACAUUGGAGCGUGCUGUUGAAGAAAUACAUUUGUUACAACAGAAACUAGAAGAUAGAGGUAUACAGGUAAAAGAAGCAAACGAAAAAUUUACGAAAUUACAAAAAGAUCAUAAGUUGAAAUACUCGAACAAAAUUCUCAUGAAUCGUGUUAAAAAAUUCAGAAGCACGCAUAAACUGCGACUAGAAAAAACGAUUCUACAUAAAGUGUUUAACGAUGAUCAAACUCGAUGGUUACAAUCAGAUUCUAGUAAGCGACGCAUUAGUAGUUGGUCAAAGGAAACUAUUAAGAAAGCUCUUCGCAUAAAAGCUUGUUGUACCAGUAGUGGUUAUGCGCAGUUGAUUAAAGAAAAUAUUCCGUUACCUUCACUGCGUACCUUAAGAAGAUCUGUUGAAGGUUUGGAUUUUUCCUCUGGAAUAUUAGACGACGUUUUUGACGCUAUGAAGGAAACAAUUAGACAGUUUACAGACUACAGACAUUGCGAUUGCAUGCUUGGCCUUGAUGAAGUAGCUAUAACACCCGGUGAACAAUUUGAUUCUUGUACAAAUUCACUUAUAGGAAAUUUUACUAUUCCUAACAGUCGUGGUAAUUCCUGCAUAAUUCAAUUUAUAACAAUAUAUAGGGUAAAUGAUAAUUGGUAAUUGAUAAUUGAUCAUUUAGUUUCAUUUGCUACUUCACACACUUUUAAGGAGAAAACACUACAGCUACGCAUGGCUUGGUAUUUAUGCUUGCUGGCAUAUUUCAUCGGUGGAAGCAAGUGGUAGCAUAUGAAUAUACUCCUGGUGGCUUUA